CGAUUAAUAGUCCUGCGACUCUAAAAUUGCACAUUUCUGAAUCAUAUACUGUUUGGUCUGAAAAUCAUGAUUUGCUUGUUGGAACUGUGGUGGGGAUUUCGCCGAAUUGUAAUAAUAAUCGAUGCUACAUAAUGUAUUGUUUUAUCAAGUCCAGUUGCAUAACUCGAGCAGUACACAAAACAUGAAGUAUUUAUAGAAAUCAAUUAAGUAAUUGUAAUUUUGAGAGCUGAUUAGAUCUCUGGUGUGAUAUAUAUUGACCAAUUGAACAAAAACUCCUGGAAUCUGCAAUUAAUUACAAUCAAUUGUCACUUGCAUAUAUGUAUAUACAUACUUGUUAGUUCUAACUGAAAAAUUCAAAUAAUUUUGAAAUGGGUACACUUUCUCCAUUUAUGAUUUCCUGCCUUUGCUUGGCUGGUGCAAUUGUAGUUUUGUCACGCCCAACGGAACACACACAAGAUUCAAGGUGGGAUAACUUUGAUGAACGUGGUCCGUACAUGGGCGGUGAUGUGAUUUUACCCCCUGGGAUGGAUAUUAGAAACGGUGUCAUUGGUGAUCAUUUGCGAUGGCCAAAUGCAACUCUAAUCUAUUCCUUGGAUCGAAAUUUCACUUCCCCUGAACUGGCAAUUAUUUCCGAAGCAAUGCAAGAAAUUGAAGCAUUAACCUGUAUCAGAUUUGCACCAAGAAACCAAAACGAAACUGGCUACAUUUUCGUCGCCCGAGGCGGACCGGGAACUGGAUGCUAUUCAUUCUUGGGUCGCUUGGGGACAGUUCAACAGCUAAAUUUGGAGAACCCUGGGUGCAUUCGAAAGGGAAUUGUGAUGCACGAGUUCAUCCACGCCAUCGGUUUCUACCAUGAACAAUCGCGAGAGGACAGGGAUGAUUAUGUAACAAUCAAUUGGAGCAAUAUUCAGCCAGGGACAGAAUUCAAUUUUCUGAAAGCGACUGUCACCGCAACUUUUAACGUCACCUACGAUUAUGGGAGUCUAAUGCACUAUUCCAAGUAUUCUUUUGCAACCAACACGUCCAUUCCUACCAUAAUACCAAUCGACCCCAACGCAGAAAUUGGUCAGCGAGAAAGGCUUAGUGAUAAAGAUAUCUACAAAAUUAAUGCCAUGUAUUGCCCAAAUUAUACAACAUAAGGUAGAUAGAUGAUCAGAACCAUUUUUUUGCGGUGUUGCCAUCUUUUAUCAAAACUAUUCAAACUAUAAAUAACUAAACAUAAGGUAUUGAUUUUCUUAGUACCGGAAACUUCCCACGAAAGUAUAAUUUUGAUCUGUAGUUGACAAAGUUAAAUCGACGUACAGCUACUAAAUUUAAAGUAAUAUAUUUAAUAAGUGGUAACAACGCUUAUUCAGCAA
Messenger RNA from Folsomia candida, 1358 nucleotides. Its product is annotated as zinc metalloproteinase nas-13. The transcript has 4 exons. Gene Ontology annotation, molecular function: metalloendopeptidase activity; zinc ion binding. NCBI's taxonomy places the organism in Eukaryota, Metazoa, Arthropoda, Collembola, Entomobryomorpha, Isotomidae. The record is from RefSeq and is a predicted model, not a curated record. The coding region runs from base 369 to 1139 and encodes 256 amino acids. Gene Ontology annotation, biological process: proteolysis.